AAAAAAAAGAAAAAGAAGUCUGAGAAAGAGAAGCAUGUGGAUGAAGAAGAAAGAAGACGAAGGAAGGAAGAGAAAAAGAGAAAACGAGAAAAGGAGCAGUGUGACUCUGAUGGUGAAACAGAGUAUUUUGAGCCAACGAAAAAAGUGGAGGUUGAAACUGCAACAGACCGUCCUGUUAGAGCUUGUAGAACACAUCCAGCAGAAAAUGAGAGCACACCAAUACAACAACUUCUGGAAUACUUCCUCCGCCAACUGCAACGUAAAGACCCCCAUGGAUUUUUUGCCUUUCCAGUGACAGAUCAGAUUGCUCCAGGUUAUUUUAUGAUAAUAAAGCAUCCCAUGGAUUUUAGUACUAUGAAGGAAAAAAUUUCUGGAAAUGAGUACAAAUCCAUCACAGAGUUUAAGGCAGAUUUCAAACUUAUGUGUGAUAAUGCAAUGACAUACAACCGACCAGAGACUGUAUACUACAAGUUGGCCAAGAAGCUACUUCAUACAGGCUUCAAGAUGAUGAGUAAACAGGCUGCUAUAUUGGGGGAUGAGGACACUACAGUGGAAGAUCCUGCUCCAGAGGUUCCAAUCCCAGCUCCAGUUGAGAUGGCAAAGAAAUCUAAAAAGCCAAGCAAGGAGGUUAUUAGUUGUAUUUUUGAACCAGAGGGCAAUGCAUGUAGUUUAACAGACAGCACAGCAGAAGAACAUGUAUUGGCUCUAGUAGAGCAUGCAGCAGAUGAAGCAAGAGACAAAGUCAACAGAUAUUUUACCAACUGCAAGAUUGGUUACCUUAAGAAGAUUACAGAUGGCACUUUAGUUUAUACUGUAGUCAACUCUGAUCCAGAUGCAGAAGAGGAAGAAACACACUCGGUGGAUUUAAGUUCUCUCUCAAGCAAACUGUUACCGAGCUUUACUUCACUGGGAUUUAAAGAUGACCGCAGGCAUAAAGUUACAUUUCUCAACAGUACAAGCACAGCUCUUUCAUUACAAAACAACACACUUUUCACUGACCUUAAGCCUGAUGAAAUGGAUUUAAUGUAUGCUGGUUAUGGUGAUGACACCGGAAUUCAGUGUGCGCUAAGCCUGCAAGAGUUCGUAAAAGACUGUGGGGGAUAUGCAAAGAAAAUCGUUAAUGACCUCCUGGACCAGAUAACAGAAGGGGACCAUUCCAAAAUUCUUUAUCAGAUAAAACAGGUGCACAUUUUAGAACAUUGUUUAGUGGGUUUUUAA
Staurois parvus is the source of this 1218-nucleotide messenger RNA. Lineage: Eukaryota; Metazoa; Chordata; Amphibia; Anura; Ranidae. The record is from the annotation of a GenBank genome assembly.